AUGCCUGACCACCCCGUUCGCGUCAAGUCUACCACGUCUCGCUCAUCUGUAUCCACUCAGCCAGCACCCCCUGCCUCUCUGAAUAACACUGCGCUCCUAGCCCUCCUCUUCGCGCUGUUCGCCACCAUUCUCGCCGUCCCCUCCGCCCGGUCAUUCCUUGCAGCUCGAACCACACGUCUCGUCCCUCUCCUCCGUAUCCCGGAGAAUCAGACCAGAAGAACUAUCGUCAAUCCCCCCAACUUCGCCAUGCCCGCUAAGGCCGAUAACCCCAAUGAUCCCCGGUGGAACUACUUGGCGGAGGGUAUGGACCGGUAUCACGCCCACUUCAGGUGGGAGUUCAACCGGGUCUACGACCUCGCGGAUGGCGGGUUCCACAAGGAGGGCAUGUCGCUCCCUCGAUUCAUCAGGGAAGCUGCGCAGCUCUCACAGCAUCUGGACAUGCAUCACAGAAUAGAAGCCCAUAUCUUCCCUAUCCUCGGCAAGAAGAUGCCUCAGUUCAAGUCUGGAGCUAGAGAAUCGGGCGAACACCUCAAAUCGCACAAACAGAUCCAUGAUGGUCUGGACCGGUACGACGCGUUCUUGAAGGCGGUGAUGGCGGAUAGCAGUCAGUAUAGCUCGACCGGAUUGAGGGGGAUCAUGGAUGGGUUCAGGGGGGUUCUGUUUAGACAUCUAGACGAGGAGGUACACGAUCUCGGAGCGGAGAGUAUGAAGGCCGCAGGCUGGACGUUGGCCGAGCUUAGACAGAUUCCCAUGUAA
Molecule: messenger RNA, 756 nt
Organism: Dioszegia hungarica
Lineage: Eukaryota; Fungi; Basidiomycota; Tremellomycetes; Tremellales; Bulleribasidiaceae
Exons: 6
Coding region: 1-756 (251 amino acids)
Source: RefSeq, a predicted model, not a curated record